AUGCCAGAAAUGACUGAAGUAGACAAAACUGUGGUUUCAGAGGUAAAACCUGAACAAAGUGAAUCCUCAACAGACAGUGACUCAGAUGAAGACAUCCCUGAAUUGGAAGAUGCUGGAACUACAAGCUCAGCUUCAGCAACAUUCCCUGGAGCUGCCGCUGCUGCAAAAAUUGAAGACCUUUCACAACAAGCUCAGGCGACUGCAGCUGAGAAAUUCAAAGAAGUCAGUCCUGCUGGAGAUAAUGCGGCUGGUACAACAACCACAUCUGUGGCACCAAUAUCUAAAGAAUCAGAAGAUGAAAAAGUUGAUGAAUCUGGACUAGAGGAAAAAGAUGUAGAGUUGGUCAUGUCUCAGGCAAAUGUUAGUCGAUCUAAAGCAGUAAAGGCGAUGAAGAAUAACCAAAAUGACAUAGUGAAUGCUAUAAUGGAGCUUACGAUGUAA
Messenger RNA from Diabrotica balteata, 441 nucleotides. The record is from the annotation of a GenBank genome assembly. NCBI's taxonomy places the organism in Eukaryota, Metazoa, Arthropoda, Insecta, Coleoptera, Chrysomelidae.